Messenger RNA from Peniophora sp. CBMAI 1063, 1266 nucleotides. NCBI's taxonomy places the organism in Eukaryota, Fungi, Basidiomycota, Agaricomycetes, Russulales, Peniophoraceae. The record is from the annotation of a GenBank genome assembly.
AUGUCUUGGGCUUCAGGUCCCUCUGCUUGCCGCGGCCCUCCACUCGGGCGCGACGAGCUCGACUCAGCGCACCUUGUGCCUCAACUUCGAGCUUUGGCUGGACAUCGGUACACGCCGUACCGUCCCAAACAGGAUUUCGCUCCGGCUUUCGCAGCUCAGGAGGCUGCUCAUUGUACGCCAGGAGCUGUGUAUACGCAAACGCGCCACGAUGCGGACCUUGUCGUUCCCUACGGCGUACCGCGUCCUGUCGCGCAAGGUAGCGCAGGCUACAGGUACCGAAAUAUGAACCCUGCGCCCAUGUCAGUCGCGCUUACCGCUGGCUCCCCCCCACUCCCGCCGCACAACACAGAAACAAGACAGAGUGGGCAGAGUUCAGCUGCAUCGAAUGAUGGGCCUUAUCCUUCAGGAGUCGGCUACACACAGGAUCACCCCAGCUACCGCACACACUACCGCGAUGUUCACGGUCACUACGCCCCGCGUUUAGAGCACAACCCGCCUACCUCCCAGCCGUUCCCACUCAGUGACGAUUGGUGGCUUCCGUCUAGCAUGCCGCCAAUCCCAGAUGCUGCACGCUCGCAAUUCAGCAGUCUCGCGAACGCUCUCGGGGACGUUAUGUUGAAACUCAGCUCACCGGCAAGCGCGGGCCCGACCACACGCGCCCUGUCUCCGCCCAGCGUCGAUACGGGUACGCCAUCGCUGCAGAGCGUACGGCCAACGCCUCCGUUCCCAGCCACCGAAGUACUAUCGACCACGCCAGUCGAGAUCGAAUAUGGCGAGCAGGACGUUACGCCAGGUGUUCACUUUUCCCACGAAACGACACCGCCUAUCUCGAUGACGCCCGGCACAUUCUGUCAUGCAAGACCGGGAGACUCGCCGGCAGAACUUACAUGCGCGCCGCGUCCGCCCAGCGCUGGUCCAGCUACGCCAUUGGUGCAGAGCGUACGGCCGACACUUCUACUCCCCGCCACCAAAGCGCUAUCGAUCGCGCCAGUCGAGAUACGGGAUGACGAGCAGGACGCCGUGCAAAACGUUACUUUCAUCCACGAGACGGGAUCGCCUGACUUGAUGACGCCCAGCACGUCCUCUUGCGCGAAAGCUGGAGAUUCACCGACGGAGGACGAGCCGCCACGGCGUCGUCGGAAGCGGACCCGCGGACCAAAUAAGGGCCCCCGGAAGGGUCGAGGGUUUCUUGCAUGCUUCUUCUGCCGAGGCCGCAAGAUAUCAUGCAACCCAGUGCUGGGCAGCGGAGAGAAGACCUGCGAGUGA